Messenger RNA from Dibothriocephalus latus, 969 nucleotides. Lineage: Eukaryota; Metazoa; Platyhelminthes; Cestoda; Diphyllobothriidea; Diphyllobothriidae. The record is from the annotation of a GenBank genome assembly.
AUGUUCGAGCCUCCGAUGCACUACAAAACAUUCGCAACUCGCAAUACUCGAAACCUUAGAUUUGAACAACUUCGCCAAUCCACCGCACCCCAGCGAAGCCAGCCUUCUCCUCCGACAAUCAGUGUGACGCCGCCUUCUUCCACAAAUUUGUUAUCAGCUCCACUCAGUCCACGUAAACGUGUAAAUGUUGUUUCCUUCGUUCCACAAGGCGCCUCCGAAGUCAUUACCAAGUCUCCCGAGAAGCCAGACCAUCCGAAACUCGCCGACAGUUGCACUUCGGAUUCCAUAGACCCCUACUCUUCUCAAACUUCCUCGCCACCGAUCAUUUCUUCUGCUGUUCCUGUUUGCGUGCCCUCAAAAACGAAGGCACCGUGCCCCCCUCAGGAGGCAACUAUGCCCAAGCCCUUUUCAACUACCACCGCUUUACGUGGUAAACGCAAUGGCCUACCGUUAACGUCUCGUACUGCCAACGCAAACUGGAAGUCCUCUUCUUCCGUUCACUCUGCGCCUGCCUCGAUAAGCGACCAAGCAUCAAGUCGUCCUCCUCAACCCGUCUGCGAGAAGGAUCCCUAUGAGUGGGCUGAUGGUGAGGAGGAAGAGACUGGCGAAAAGACACCCAAAUUGACGGCCGGUGACGAGGACUCUGACGAUGACGGGGUUAAACCCUGGUUCUGGCCAGCAACUAGAAGUACCGCCGCUGUCCCCGGAAAGAACUCGAACGAGCCAGCAAAGCCGGUCGCACAGAAACCCGCAGUCCUGACUUCCACUACCACCACCACCUCCAAGACCUCGACCACGUCGAUCGUGAGCAAAGAUGGGAAAAUUCUCGUUUCGCGAAAUGAGAAAUCAGACGCCAGUGAUGAUGACGAGGUAUUCGCUCUGUCCACCGUAAUCAAACUGGACAUCCCGCGGGCAAGCAGUAGGCAAACUCCAUCUUUUCGAGGUUCGCUCUAUCUUUCGAAGCGAUAA